GAAGCAGCAAGCGCCGGGCCAAACCCCACGCCAGUCGGCUUGGACCAAGGGUCCGCCACCAGGGCUCCAGAAGGGUUCAGCGCCUAGGAGGAAGAAGCUGCACUCAUCCUAGCUCCGGGAGUGGGCCGAGAGGGGCUCCAGCAGCAGGGAGACACUGCUGCCCCUCAUCUGUUGCCACCAAAGAGGCCGCGUUAAUGUUUAGUUCUGGGCGAGAAGCAUUGCACUCCCCAGACACAGUCUCCCAAGCACAACCCCCCCACACACACAAGUGCCCCAGUGUUGGUGCCUUCUGUUCACUGUGUGAAUGUUGUAAAUGUGCAUUUAUUGAACUCAAUAAAGGUUCCGUUUUGUACCCAAAACAAUACCAAACAAAUAAACCAGGUCAAACUGGUGGUGCCGUUCCCCUCUGGCACGCCAGGGGGCGACAGCCCAUUCCCUACAGUGCUGCAGGUCAGUCGGCUAGCUGUCCAUCUCCCUCAAUGGCCCGCAUGCGCAGUCUCACCGUGGAUAGAGAGGACUGUUGCCAUGGGUUACCCGUUACCGUUCAGGGCCCGGCCACCCCGUUUCCACUCUAUAACAAACACAGUUGUAGGGGACGAGGCAGCUGCAGCACUGAGGGAAGAAAUAAACAACUUGUUGAACAAGAGAGCGAUACGAGUUGUUCCCGCUUCGGGGGCGAACAAAGGUUGGUACAGCCGCUAUUUCGUUGUUCCGAAGAAAGGGGGGGUACCUCAUACUAUUUUAGACCUGUGAGUGUUAAACAAGUAUCUACGAACUUACAGGUUCAAAAUGCUAACACUCAGACAGCUACUGAGCGCGAUCGGACCGGGAGAUUGGUUUACAAUUAUCGAUCUUACAGACACUUACUUUCACAUAGCGAUACAACCGGACCACAGGCAGUUUCUAAGGUUUGCAUUCAAGGGCACGGCCUACAAAUACCUGGUGCUGCCGUUCGGCUUGUCAUUCGCCCCCCACACCUUCACAAAAUGUGUCAAGGCGGCGUUAGCUCCGCUACGGGAGAAAGACGUUCGCAUAUUAGCCUAUCUAGACGACUGGGCGCACCUGUCGCUGACUCUGUCGCACGUCCAAGCGCUGGGCUUCUCGGUGAAUUUACGGAAAAGUUCACUGAUCCUGAGUCAGCAGUUUUCUUUUCUCGGGCUGGAAACAUGUUCGGUUUCAAACCGAGCGUGUCUCUCAGAGCACAGGGUGGCUGCGUUUCACCGCUGCCUCGCUCAGUUUCGGUUGGGACGCAAACUACGUUUUCGGACGAUCUUACAGCUGUUAGGCAUGAUGGCAUCUAUGAUUGCUGUAGUGCCACUCGGGCUGUUAAAGAUGCGAGCGUUGCAACGCUGGACUCAAUCUCAUCGGCUGUGUGCACCGCGUCACCUCCAGAGGAGGCUGACGAUAUCUCCUUCUUGCAUGUUGGCGCUCCUCCCGUGGAGGGAACCCAGUUUACUACAACAGGGCUCCCCUAUAGGGAGGGUGUCUUUUCGCAAGGUGGUGUCCACAGAUGCUUCCCUGAGGGGGUGGGGGGCUCUGUGCGAAGGUGCAGCAGUGAGAGGGGUGUGGACGUCGGUACAAUGCAGGCUCCACAUCAACCACCUGGAGCUGUUAGCAACUUUCUUAGCUCUAAGGCAUUUUCGUCCGGUUCUGACAGGCCAUCAUGUUCUGAUCAGGACAGACAAUACAACAGUGGUUUCCUACAUAAACAGGUAGGGAGGGGCCCGCUCACUUCCCCUGUCGAAACUGGCUCAC
Molecule: messenger RNA, 1755 nt
Organism: Epinephelus fuscoguttatus (brown-marbled grouper)
Lineage: Eukaryota; Metazoa; Chordata; Actinopteri; Perciformes; Serranidae
Exons: 1
Coding region: 790-1716 (308 amino acids)
Source: RefSeq, a predicted model, not a curated record